Messenger RNA from Racocetra persica, 363 nucleotides. NCBI's taxonomy places the organism in Eukaryota, Fungi, Glomeromycota, Glomeromycetes, Diversisporales, Gigasporaceae. The record is from the annotation of a GenBank genome assembly.
CAAAAACAAGAAAAAAAGUUAGAAGAAGCUAUGCGUUCAUAUAGAAGUGUCAGUUCUGAAAGGAAAGCUAUAUAUCCUUUUGCAGAAAAGGUGUUAAAUGAAUGGGUUGUUCAAUUACGACAAGAUGGUCUUGUAGUAAUAUUGUCUACAAUAAAGCUUAAAAUGAAAGAGCUUCUUAGAACUAGGUUUCAACAAGACUACUCUAAUACUUUAGAAACUUUCGAAGUUUCAAAUUCUUGGUAUCAGGGAUUUAUGAACCGAUAUAAUCUUGUGCUUCGAUGCUAUACUAAAGUUGGGCAAAAACUUUCUCAUGAAUUAUCUAAACAAUUAGAUCAGUUUUAUAAAUUUAUCAAAAAGUCAUAA